CUGGCAGAAGAUAGCUAAAUCAUUGCACUCUGUGACUCGAUGCCUUUACCCCUUUCUCGACGACAUAUAAGCUUUUGCCUUCCUCGUACUUGUUGGACGAUCUUGAACAGUUUUCACCGCCAUGUCUUCUCAGCCAAACUACAAAAAGGCGGAUCCUAUACUGCUGACGCUCUUCGCCAACCGGUUCAUGAGCGUCGCAGAGGCCAUGGGCCGCUCGCUGCAGCAGACUGCCAUCAGCACGAACAUCAAGGAGCGGUUGGAUUUCUCCUGUGCGCUGUUUGCCCCGGAUGGCGAUCUCGUGGCCAAUGCGCCGUUCAUCCCUAUCCAUCUGGGAUCCAUGAGCUUUGCCGUCAAGUAUCAGAUGAACCUAUACGGAAAGAACCUCAAGCCAGGCGACGUGCUAAUGACGAACUCGCCCUUUGCCGGAGGCUCCCACCUACCAGACAUCACGAUCAUCUCGCCUGUCUUCGACAUCAAGACCAACCAGAUCAUUUUCUUCACCGCUUCACGAGGGCACCAUGCCGACAUCGGCGGUAUCUUGCCCGGCUCCAUGCCGCCCACUUCGACGAAUAUCUUCGAGGAGGGUGCCAAUAUCGUCAGCUUCAAGAUCGUCAGCGAGGGCGUGUAUGACCACGAUGGGCUCGUUGAUUACAUGGUCAACAAACCCGCACAGUACCCCGGUAGCUCGGGUUGCAGAAACCUGAGGGACGUCGAGAGUGAUUUGAAGGCCCAAAUUGCCGCGAACCACAAGGGCAUCCAGCUCAUUCAAGCGAUUGUCGAUGAUUACGGCUUGGAGACCGUACAAGAAUACAUGUUCCACAUCCGCUCCAACGCCGAGAAAUCUGUGCGCAUGCUGCUUAAGGACGUCGCCAAGCGUGCCGGGUCAAACACCCUCAGCGCGGUCGAUCACCUCGACGACGGCUCUCCUAUCCAACUCAAAGUCGUGAUUAACGAACAGGAUGGCUCUGCAGUGCUCGACUUUGCGGGAACGGGCUGCGAGGUCCGGGGCAACCUCAACGCGCCCAUCUCGGUCGUGCACUCCGCGGUGAUCUACUGUAUGCGCUCGAUGCUCAACCAAGACAUCCCGCUCAACGCGGGCUGCCUCGUCCCUGUCACGGUCAAGAUUCCCCAGGGCUCGCUUCUCUCGCCGAGCCAUACGGCGGCGGUGUGUGGCGGGAAUGUAUUGACGAGCCAGCGGCUGGUCGAUGUGGUGUUGAAGGCGUUCCAUGCAUGUGCUGCUAGUCAGGGUUGCACGAACAACCUGACGUUCGGCACGGGGGGCAAAGACAAGGACGGGAACAACGUCGUCGGCUGGGGCUACUACGAGACCAUCGCAGGUGGCUCCGGUGCCGGACCCGGCUGGCACGGCACCUCGGGCGUGCACACGCACAUAACGAACACGCGCAUCGGCGACGUCGAGAUCCUCGAGCGGCGCUACCCCGUCCUCGUCCAUCAAUUCGGCCUCCGCGCGGGCUCCGGCGGAAAGGGCAAGUGGAACGGCGGCGACGGUGUCGUGCGCGAGCUCGAGUUCACCGAGGGCCUUCAGGUCUCGAUGCUCUCCGAGCGCCGCACCCGCCAGCCGUACGGCAUGGAGGGCGGCGAGCCGGGCGCGAUGGGGCGCAACACAUGGGUGAAGCAGCCGCGCAGGGAGGACGGCGACCUUCCCGAAGACUACGACGAGGCGCAUUCGCGCCCGUUGCAGCCGCGCAAGGUCAAUAUCGGCGGGAAGGCGACGGUGUGGAUGGGCAAGGGCGAUCGGCUGCUGAUCGAGACGCCGGGCGCGGGUGCAUGGGGUGCGCCGGAUCCAAGCUACGAGCACGGGGACCCGGAUCACAGCCAUGUGAAGGCGUGGGCGCCGAGGGGUAGUCUGGCAGAGAGGGAGGCAGCGCAGGCGGCGUUCUGAGUGGGGUGGAGUAAACAAGAAUUUGCAGAGUAUAUGAAUUCGGAAGUGAGACACAUGUAUUCGAAGUAAGUUGGAAUGUUUUAAACUGAUACAGAAGUAGCCUUGCAUAAAUUGAAUUGACUGCUAAUCGAAUCAAUCAGGAAUUCUGACAUGUUUUGGG
Molecule: messenger RNA, 2063 nt
Organism: Laetiporus sulphureus 93-53
Lineage: Eukaryota; Fungi; Basidiomycota; Agaricomycetes; Polyporales; Laetiporaceae
Product: cytoplasmic protein
Exons: 8
Coding region: 122-1903 (593 amino acids)
Biological process (GO): glutathione metabolic process
Cellular component (GO): cytosol
Molecular function (GO): 5-oxoprolinase (ATP-hydrolyzing) activity
Source: RefSeq, a predicted model, not a curated record